Molecule: messenger RNA, 582 nt
Organism: Trypanosoma cruzi
Lineage: Eukaryota; Euglenozoa; Kinetoplastea; Trypanosomatida; Trypanosomatidae
Product: mucin TcMUCII, putative
Exons: 1
Coding region: 1-582 (193 amino acids)
Source: RefSeq, a predicted model, not a curated record
AUGAUGAUGACGUGCCGUCUGCUGUGCGCCCUUUUGGUGCUUGGCCUGUGCUGCUGCCCGUCCGUGUGCGCGGCAGAGUCUACUGAGCAUACUGAAGUCAAAGCUGCUGUCGCCACCAGUCCACAGUCCUCUCCAUCGGUGACAGUAACACAAGGAAAAAGUGAGCCAGGGUCGCCAAGUAAUGGAUCCGGUGCGGACCUGGAAAUUACUGCAGUAGAUGGACCAGCCCCGACUGCUGCAGGUCCGGAAUCAGUUGGCGUGUCUAACACGUUACAAAAUCAUGGUACGGAUGGUACACCAGGACCAGAAAUCGGCACAAGACAAUCCGCAGAAGAAGCAAAUCAGGAAGCCGAAGAUCUUGCCAAGACGACUACGACGACGACUACAACAUAUGCACCAACCACGACCACCACCACCACAACAGAGGCACCAAGCACUACGACUACAGAGGCGCCAACCACGACGACCACCCGCGCACCGUCACGUCUUCGCGAAUUUGACGGCAGCCUCAGCAGCUCUGCGUGGGUGUGUGCCUCGCUGCUGCUCGCCGCAUCCGCGCUGGUUUACACCACUGUGAACUAA